Rotaria sordida is the source of this 2538-nucleotide messenger RNA. Lineage: Eukaryota; Metazoa; Rotifera; Eurotatoria; Philodinida; Philodinidae. The record is from the annotation of a GenBank genome assembly.
AUGUCAUCAGUAUUAUUACGUGACUUUUUAUAUCAAUUAUCUAUUUGUUCAGAAAAAGCAGCAUGUAUUGCACGUCAUAUUCGUUUUAUGCAUGCUGAUUUCAAUAGUAUGAUUGAAGAAAAACAAUUGGAUGAAAAUCAUCAACAUCUUGAUGCUGAUUAUAAAACUUUAGCUGAUGUUAUUAUUCAAGAAGUCAUUAAACGAGAUUUACGAAGAAUUUAUCCAGCAUUAACUAAUCAUAUAUAUGGAGAAGAAGAUGGUUCAUUAAAAUUAAAUUCAAGUGAUGAAAAAAUUUUCAUUGAUGUUACCGGUACUCAAGAAGAUAUUCAUAAUCUUCUUAAAAAAUUAUUUAAUAAUAAAUCUGCAGAAUCAACUGAAACUUUAGCUGAAAUAGUUUCAUCGUCUUCCAAUAUAACACUUUCCAACCAAUGUAAACAAUCAUUUGAAAAAAUUCCACAUGAUAUAUUUAUUGAUUUAUCAAAUAUUGGUAUAUGGAUUGAUCCAGUUGAUGGAACACAACAGUAUAUAAAUGGUACUGAUGGAUUUGUUGAUUCGAAUACUGGUAUUAUUCCAGAUGGUCUUCCAGCAGCUUUAGUACUUAUUGGAUGUUUUGAUCUUAAGGAUGGUCGUGCUGUUCUUGGCGUGAUUAAUCGAGCUUUUAAUGAAAAAAUCGAUGAAUAUAGAUGGAAAGGUUUGAUUUAUUGGGGUACAGUAUUAUCAAAUGCAAAAUUUAAUAAUUUGGAAGAUGUUUAUAAACGACAUGAGAAUAAUAAUCAACGAGUAUUAUUACAUGGAAGUGCUGAUGUAAACACAUUUGAUAAUAUUUUAAAUGAUUGGACAAAAAUGGAAGUAUCAGCAUGUGGUAAUAAAUUACUAUCCAUUGCAUUGAAACAAGCAAAUAUAUAUUUAGUAACAAAAUCUGCUGCCUAUAAUUGGGAUUUAUGUGCUGCUCAUGCAAUUAUACAAUCUAUAAAUGGUCAAAUACUUGAUCUACGUCAAGUUAUUAAUUAUUAUCAAGAAAAUCGAACAAAACAAAAUGUAAAUUUAUCUCAAUUUGAAAUUAUUUAUAAUAAUAUAAAACCAAAUAAAUUUCAACCAAAAGAUUAUGCAUAUUCAAAAUGUUUAACAAUUUAUUAUACAAGACAUAUACUUAAUGGUGCUAAUUUACUAUUGAAUAGUAAUAAAUAUUUUCCAAGCCGAACUUCUUCAAAUGAUGCAACACAAAAAAAUCCAAAUCUAGAAUUAAUAGCUUGUAAACGAUCUUCUUCAUCAAAUGCAUCCAAGUUUUUAAAUCUUAAGAAUUUAAUUAUGCCACCACCACCAUCAGCAGUACUUAAGAAAAAAACGACGUCGAAAAAUCCACCAUUUCUUAGUCAAGAAUUUCUUAUUCAAAAUCAUGGUGACAUUGCAUCUUCUAUUAUAAUGAUUCUAACUCUUGGUGCUGUAUUUCAUGUUACAUCACCUUAUUUUACGGUAUUUUUUGGUCCUCGCCAUAAUGCUACAAAUUUUAUAUCAUAUAGUACAGUACCAGCUACACUUUUUAAUUAUGGUUAUAAAGAUUUAGCUAUGCUUUUUGCUUAUACUCUUGUAUGUAUAACAGUUCAUGCUAUUUGGCAAGAAUAUGUAUUAGAUAAAUUAAAUAAAAAAUUACAUUUAUCAAAAUCUAAAAAUGCAAAAUUUUUUGAAUCUGGUCAACUUAUUUUAUUCUAUGUUAUAAGUGUUCUAUGGGCAUUAAAAUUAUUUCAGGAUGAAUCUUAUUUUCAAUCGGGUUUAGAAUAUCUUUGGCGUGAUUAUCCUUAUAUAGGUAUGACAAUAUGGACACAACUUUUUUUUAUUAUACAAAUUUCUUAUUGGUUACAUAAUUAUCCUGAAUUAUAUAUACAAAAAGUUCGAAAAGAAGAUAUACCAUCUCGUAUUUUUUAUACAAGUUUACAUUUAAUAACAAUUCUUUAUGGUUAUUUAACACGUUUUUGGCGUAUAUCAUUAAUUCUAUUAACAAUACAUUAUUUUAUUGAAAUUUUUCAUCAUUUAUCACGUUUAGCUUAUUUUUAUACUACAGCUAAAAUACAUUCAAUAAAAGCUAAAUCAAUUUCUAAAUAUUUACUUAACAUAUGGUAUUAUAUAUUUAUAGUUGGUCGUUUAAUAUCAAUAGUUUUAAUAUGGUUAACAUUUUGGUUUGGUUUAAAAAGUUCAUCUGUUAAUAAAAUAUCAUAUACAUCAACAUCUCUUACAGAUUCAAAUGAUACAUCAAAUGAAUCCAUUAUGGUUUCUAAUUUUAAUACACCAACUGUACGUUUAUUUACACUUGUUACAAUGGGUGCUUUACAAUUUUGGCUGGUUUGGAAUUUUAUUCAAUUUCACAUGAGACGUCGACGUGAACAAGGUGGUGCACCAUCAACAGCAACAACUUUAACAAAAGUUUCAAAUAAACUUAAACAAAAACAACAAGAUUUAAAAACUGAUAAAUCAGAAACUGAUGAAACAGAUGAACGUCCUGCUAUAGUUGCCAAUGGUAUUGGUAAUAAAAAAAGCAAUUAA